Molecule: messenger RNA, 2131 nt
Organism: Carassius carassius (crucian carp)
Lineage: Eukaryota; Metazoa; Chordata; Actinopteri; Cypriniformes; Cyprinidae
Product: rab11 family-interacting protein 4B-like
Exons: 13
Coding region: 323-1846 (507 amino acids)
Biological process (GO): endocytic recycling; regulation of cytokinesis
Cellular component (GO): cleavage furrow; midbody; endocytic vesicle
Source: RefSeq, a predicted model, not a curated record
CUGCUGUCAGAGCUUCUGUGAGUGUGUGGAGGAAGGUUGUGUGGUCAAGCAAGUCUGAAUUGUGCAGUGUGUUAGCACAAGUUUCAGAAACUUUUAGAUUCAUUCAUGCAAUGAGCAUAUAAUCAGAUAAGGAUUCUCUCUCUCUUCCUUGAUUAUGGACUACAGUAGCUAAGGACUUUUGAACAGAAGUUUACUAAUGGAUGAGGCCUCACCUGUUUCGAUUUGAGUUGGAGGUCAACAGUGAACUGUGAGGAGUGGAAGAAGAGAUCAUGGACACUCGGUUGUGAGAGACAAGUCAGGACAGGUCAGGAUACCAGUUAUCAUGUCCAUCCAGGAGUGCCCAGAGAGUCCAAUGCUCGAGGAUGAGGAGGGUGAGGAAGGCAUAGGGGUGGAGAGGGAGUCAGACAGAGACAGUGCAAUAGACAGUGCUCUGUCGUCAGAGAUCUCAGAUGGAGGCAGAACUGCAGAAAAAGAGGAUGGGAUUGGACUUUGCCUCACAGGAGAAAAGUGUGGUCAGAUGUAUAAUCGCUCCGAGACAUCUGAUCAUUCUACGCGUUCAUCUGCCUCAUUAAAUGAGGGGCAGUUUGAGGACUAUGGAGAAGGAGAGGAUGGAGACUACAUUCCAAGCAGCCCCUUUCCAGAUGAUGAGAUCUGCAUUAAUGGAUGUUCAGAUCUGGGCUCUUCUGUUUCCUCCAGUGCUGGUCAGACUCCUCGGAAGAUGCGCCAUGCUGGUAACCAGAUGGAUGUGUUUUGCUCUCAGUGUUAUAAGAGGGUCAGUCUGCUCAAAGACCUGGAGAACAGGCUGAAAAAUCUCAAAACCAACAGCCCAAACAGAAAGAUCUCCAGCACUGCAUUUGGAAGGCAGCUGCUCCACAACAGUAACCUCAGCAGUAGUAACGGCAGCACAGAGGAUUUGUUCCAUGACAGCAUUGACUCCAGUGAAACAGAUAUUACUGAGAAGGUGAGUUACUUGGACAAGAAAGUGACAGAGCUGGAAAAUGAGAUUCUGAUGAAUGGGAAUGUCAAGUCGAAGCUGAAACAGGAAAACAUACAGUUGGUUCACAGGAUUAACGAGUUGGAGGAGCAGCUAAAAGACCAGGAGGUCAAAGCGGAGAACAUGAUGGACGAGGAGCUCAGGAGACACAGAGAGGCCUACAGCCGACUGGAGAAAGACAAAAACACACAGAUAGAGCUGCUCACAAAUCGAGUAUACAAGCUAGAGGAAGAAAAUGGAGAGAUGGCAAUAAACAUGAACAGACUUAAAGCCCAGUCAGAGAAACUGGAUGAGGAGAGACAGCGGUUGACGGAUAAGCUGGAGGAUACAAGCCUACGGUUGAAGGAUGAGAUGGAUCUGUACAAGAAGAUGAUGGACAAGCUACGACAGAACAGAAAUGAGUUUCAGAGGGAAAGGGAUACCAUGCAGGAGCUAAUAGAAGGCCUUCGGCGAGAACUGGAGCACCUCCAAAUAUACAAGCUGGAGGCAGAAAGAAUGGGGCAUGGCCGCAGAUCUUCCAUUAGCCUAUCAGAAUACAGCACACGAACACGUGAGAAUGAGCUGGAACAGGAGGUCAAGAGACUAAAACAGGAGAACCAGAAACUGAGGGAACAGAAUGAAGAUCUAAAUGGUCAGCUUCUCAGUCUGAGCCUCCAUGAGGCCAAAAACCUGUUUGCCACACAGACAAAAGCGCAGUCUCUGGCCAUGGAGAUUGAUCAUGUCUCCCGUGAUCAGUUGAUGGAAGCCCUCAAAGAACAAGAGGAGAUAAACUUCAGACUCAGGCAAUACAUGGACAAGAUAAUUUUAUCUAUUCUGGACCACAACCCUUCUAUUCUGGAAAUCAAAAACUAAGCUGUUUAAAAACUUAACUGUGGAUCUAGAGCUCCCCCUGAGGUAGCACUGAACCUCAAAUGACUUGUACCGCUGAAUGCACAAUAACUACAAUGUGCUGGUGUUCUGUGCACCUUUCUCAUGCUACAGAAAUCUUAAAUAUACUGGUUAAUAUUUCAUGCACUUUUUAAGGGCAUUUUUGCUGCUCUGUACAACAAAAAUGAGUUUUAACUGGAAUGUAAUUACUGAAUUUCACCAACUAAUAUGCGUAUACUGUAUAUGAUACUGGAUGAUACUGUAUGUUUU